Molecule: messenger RNA, 4941 nt
Organism: Anolis carolinensis (green anole)
Lineage: Eukaryota; Metazoa; Chordata; Lepidosauria; Squamata; Anolidae
Product: RNA-binding protein 27-like
Exons: 14
Coding region: 204-2492 (762 amino acids)
Biological process (GO): mRNA processing
Cellular component (GO): nucleus
Molecular function (GO): RNA binding; metal ion binding
Source: RefSeq, a predicted model, not a curated record
CAGCAAUUUCGGUUGCGCCCUGGACCUGCUAGUUCCUGGUCGGCUUGUAGGCCCUCAGCGCGGCGAGAAGGGAGGGCGAGGGGCCGGAGUGCGAGGAACUGCUGCGGAGAGCGGAGGAAGGGAGGGGGCGGGCAUGUCGCCUGGAGUCGUGUAGCCCCCGGAGCAGCGCCACCAACACCACCCGCCGCCUCCUUCUCCUCAUCAUGAUCAUAGAGAACGUGGACGCACUCAAGUCCUGGCUGGCUAAGUUACUGGAGCCAAUAUGUGAUGCUGAUCCUUCAGCACUGGCUAACUAUGUUGUGGCAUUGGUGAAGAAAGAUAAACCAGAGAAAGAGUUGAAGGCUUUCUGUGCUGAUCAACUAGAUGUCUUUCUACAAAAAGAAACAUCAGGUUUUGUCAAUAAACUCUUUGAGAGUCUGUAUACCAAGGAUUACCUAGCCCCCAGUGAACCAGCAAAACCAGAGCUGAAACCUGCAGGUCAGGGGAAAGAAGAAAUCAAAGAAGAGACAUUUCAGGAAUCUUUUGAAGAAGAGCGGGAGAACAAAAAGAAGAAAUACACUAGCCCACAGAAAAAUCGUUCAGAUCCUAAUGAGCAAAGUGUGUGUGUUUUUAGCAGGAAUAGAGAGAGAAAAAGAGAUGAUGGUAAAUGGAGAGACUAUGAUAGAUACUACGAGCGGAAUGACCUGUACAGAGACAAAUACGACUGGCGAAGGGGAAGAAGUAAGAGUCGCAGCAAAAGCAGAGGGCUCAGCCGGAGUCGCAGUCGCAGCCGAGGGAGAAGUAAGGACCAGGAUGCAAACAAAGACAGGGAUACAAACAGAAGUGUUGAGCACAGAGAGCGAGCUAAAUUCAAAUGUGAAAGGAGUGACAUGGAGAGCUCAUACAACUCAGUGUCUUUGUCUUCCAUUAACCCUACUGAGCAGUAUUCCUCUGGAGCACAGUGUAUUCCCAGUGCUGUGACUGUGAUUGCACCUGCUCACCACCCUGAAAACACAACAGAAAGCUGGUCAAAUUACUACGGCAAUCACUCUGCUCCUAAUUCCUUUGGCAGGAACGCACCGCCAAAGAGGCGUUGUCGAGAUUAUGAUGAGCGGGGUUUUUGUGUCCUUGGGGACCUCUGUCAGUUUGACCAUGGAAAUGACCCACUAGUCGUAGACGAGGUAUCUUUGCCCAGCAUGAUUCCUUUUCCUCCACCACCACCGGGACUUCCUCCUCCUGGGAUGCUGAUGGCACCCACACAAGGCCCAGCUCAUAGCAUGCGAAUGCCAGGCCCACAAGUGCAUCCUCGGCCGCCACCACCUGUUCGGAUUCCUAUGCCAAGGCCUCCUUUAUCACAGUCCAGUUUGAUCAACAGUCGCGACCAGCCAGGGACAACUACAGUGCCUAGCCUUGCACCAGCAGGAGCAAGACUACCUCCUCCAUUACCCCAAAACCUACUAUAUUCAGUAUCAGAACAUACAUAUGAACCAGAUGGCUAUAAUCCAGAAGCCCCUAGUAUUACCAGUACAGGUAGAUCUCAGUAUAGGCAAUUCUUUUCAAGAACACCAAUGCAGCGUCCAAAUCUUAUUGGAUUAACAUCUGGGGAGAUGGAUACAAAUCCAAGAGCUGCUAACAUUGUCAUCCAGACUGAGCCUCCAGUUGGCAUUCCAAGUAACAGCAGCAACAUGUCCAGGGUGGUGCUUGAGCCGGACAACAGGAAGCGAAUUUCAAACACAAUAGAAGGACCGUCUCCAAAGAAACCCUGGGCUGGAAAGCAAGCAAAUAACAACCAAAAUAAACCAGGAUUCCUGAAGAAGAACCAGUAUACAAAUACAAAAUUGGAAGUUCGUAAAAUACCACCAGAACUGAACAAUAUUACUCAACUUAAUGAACAUUUCAGCAAAUUUGGCACAAUUGUGAACAUCCAGGUUGCUUUCAAGAAUGACCCUGAAGCUGCUCUAAUUCAGUAUUCAACAAACGAUGAAGCCAGAAAAGCUAUUUCAAGCACAGAGGCUGUGUUGAACAACCGGUUUAUACGGGUCUUGUGGCACCGGGAAAACAGUGAGCAGCAGCCACUACAGCCAUCCCAGCAGCACCAGCAGCAGACGCCUCCACCGCUUCCUCACCAGCUUCACCUGCAGCAUCCAAUGCCAACACAGGCUCCGGCUGUAACAGUUCACAGCAGUAUGCCAAAGGUGACUAAGCCAAUGCCAGCGGGUGCCUAUGUCCUUAACAAGGUUCCAGUUAAGCAUCGGCUUGGAGCCAGUGGUGGAAAUCAGCCAGACACUCAACAUCUGAUGCUUAACCCGUCUGGUGCAUCUGCAGAGGAGGCUCAGGUAUUUCCUACAUCAGCUGGCCACACAAAAAUGGUUUACAGUUCCUCCAACAUGAAGACAUCUAUGAAAUCUGGUACAGGAAACAAAUCUCAUGAUGUCCAAGAAGUUCUUAAAAAGAAGCAGGUAACUGCAUAUUUUUGCAAUCUGUUAACUGUAAGUUUGGAAAAUACAAUAUGAUGUGUGGCAUUUUUCCCGUUAAUGUUGAAUGAUCCAUCUAUUACGUAUCAUGUAGCUGGACACUUGGAUAGUGCUUUUAAAAUUUGGAGCAGAUUGAUGUAGAAGCCACCCAUGGCAACUGGUGAUACAGCUAAUGCAACUUCAUUGCGACUUUAUUGUUUAAGGAGUCGGGAAGGGUUAAUUACAAGUAUCCAAUUACUUCCCAACUGUGCCUGCUGCCCAUGCCUUUUCCUCCCUGCCCUUUGCUCUUGUCUGCUGUCAUGUUUCCCCCGCAGCCGCAGCCGUGCUCACUUGUCCACUUGCCUGUUCAUGUUAUAGAAAAAUGCAGCCAGGGAGGUCAGCGUUUGGAGCGAGGAGGAUGCGACGGAGAGGGAUGCGUCUCCGACCCAAGGUCACUGAGCUGGGGAAGGAAAAUUGCUUAGCGUAGCAAGAGUUUUCUGUUGGUUGGGAGCCAGAGGAGAAAGGGUCUCUGGUUAGCGGGAAAUGAAGAGCAUCCCCAGCACCAGCCGUGGAUCUGGCGGAGGAUUUCUCUUUCAGAGCUUGACCAUUGGAGAGAAUAGUUGGCUAUGGCUUGGAUGGGAAUGCUGGCUGGGAAAACUUUGCUUUUUCCAAUUCCCAAGCUGAGUUAAUUGAAUGCAAACUCCCUUUGCCCAUUGAACCCUGGGAGGAGAAGAGAGAAUACAGAGAAGGGAUUCCCCAAAAUACAAAUGCAAGAGGCCACUACAACCAGAAAUAUAACAUCAUACAGUAGAGUCUCACUUAUCCAAGCCUCGCUUAUCCAAGCUUCUGGAUUAUCCAAGCCUCGGCUUAUACUGGAGUCAAUGUUUUCCUAGUUUUUUUGUGGUAAAAUUAGGUGCUUUGGCUUAUAUUCGGGUGGGCUUAUACUCGAGUAUAUAUGGUAAUCAAUUUGUUACAAACACACAUACACUCACAGAAAGCAAAACUCUUACAUUCAAGGUUUGUGAAUUCCUUUGCUUUCCUAUAUAAGGAAGAUUUUGGCUUAGAGACAUGUAUUUUGAAGCAUUUAGUAUAUUUUGAAUCUCUACAAUCCUUGUCUGUAUAUUGAAUGUUCUGUGACUAUAGCAUAUAUAGGAAAUACUGUCUUAUAGUUUAUAUUAUGAUAUAUUUGUGGUUAUAGUGGCCUCUUGCCUUAGGAAAAGAGAGAAACCAGGACAUUUUAAAAAGUUUUUUUAAAUCGUGUCAGAAGCAACUUGGAAACAUACUGCAAGUUGCUUCUGGUGUAAGAGAAUUGACUGUCUACAGAGACGUUGCCCAGGAGAUGCCCAGGUGUGUUAUCAUCCUGCUGUGUUCCAUUAAGUGCUGUUUGUCUGUACAGUAGAGUCUCACUUAUCCAACAUGAACAGGACGGUAGAACGUUGGAUAAGUGAAUAUGUUGGAUAAUAAGGAGAGAUUAAGAAAAAGCCUAUUAAACAUCAAAAUAGGUUAUGAUUUUACAAAUUAUGCACCAAAACAUUAUGUUUGACAAGAAAUUUGACAGAAAAAGUAGUUCAUUACACAUUAAUGCUAUGUAGUAAUGUAUUUACGAAUCUAGCACCAAAAUAUCACAAUGCAUUGAAAACAUUGACUACAAAAAUGCCUUGGAUAAUCCAGAAUGUUGGAUAAGUGAGACUCUACUGUAUUUGCUUUUAAUUACUGCGUUUCAAUAUUAACAUCGUCAGUACAAAGUACGGUAGAGUUUUGCUUAUCCAACCUUUGCUCAUCCAACGUUCUGUAUUAUCCAAUACAGCCUGCCUUUAGGUAGUCAAUGUUUUUGUAGUCAAUGUUUUCAAUACAUUGCGAUGUUUUGGUGCUAAAUUUGUAAAUACAAUAAUUACUACAUAACGUUACCGUGUAUGGUAUGAUAUAGUAUAGUAUAGUGUAGUAUGGGUAUAGUAGUAGGCCUAUUUUAAUAGUAACUCUCAAGCAGUCAGAAACUACAUUAAUCCAGCAUCUGCUGGGUGCCAGUUAACCGAGAGUCUCCAGUAUCCGUACAUUGACAGAAAUGCUCAGGUCAAGGCCUUCUGGAAGACAGAGCAUCGUCCCGAAGGUAUUGCUGGCAAUGACAUUGCAAUCUUUUCUAUGCCAGCUCAGAAACCCCGUGUUUGCCCUGUUAUUUUAACUGGUUGAUACGAUCUGUCACCAAGCCAAUCUUUAUUGCAUUUCACCAAAGGCCCUUAGAAUUUAAUAGGCAGCGUUAACAGAAAUAAUCCACAAUAUGGCAAAAAUAAAAUAAAAGACUGUCUAUUUUUGAGCCUCUUUGGAACCGUAACAAGCUGCCCAUUGCAGCAGAUAUAUAAACCCAUCUUUUUAAAAUUAACGAUUUAAAGUCACAAAUAAAAUCCCUGCUCCCAUUUUCUGGCAGUGACAACUACAUCUACUAUAUCGAUGAUAUGAGUUUGUUUCACCUCCAAUAAUUUCCCCUCUAUAAUAAAAGCUUUGUGUAAAUAUA